Messenger RNA from Brassicogethes aeneus, 2256 nucleotides. NCBI's taxonomy places the organism in Eukaryota, Metazoa, Arthropoda, Insecta, Coleoptera, Nitidulidae. The record is from the annotation of a GenBank genome assembly.
AUGGCUAAAAAGGGCGCAGCUGUUCAGCUUCAGCAAGAAGUCGGAACCGAGGAGGAAUGGGAGAGGUUAUUGGAGAGGGAGGGUUUAAUAGUUUGUGAUAUUUACUCUGACUGGUGCGGGCCUUGUUCAGCAAUGUCAGCUGUUUUGAAGAAGAUUAAGCUCGAGAUUGGGGGAGAUAUGCUGCAUUUAGCCAUGGCAAAAUCGGAUGAAAUAGAACCGUUAAAACGAUUCAGAACAAAAAGCGAACCAACGUGGAUGUUUCUAUCCAACGGCAAAAUAACAAACUUGAUGUUCGGCGCCGAUUCCCCCAGACUGCAGCGACUUAUACUGGCCGAACUGAAGAAAGAGGAAGCGUUUCGUCAAGGUCUCUCGGACCGCGAGGGUGUAGACGUGACCGAACGUUUCGGCGUUGAAAUCGAACGCUGGGAAGAGGAUCAAGGUAAGGAGUUGGCGAUGCAGGAAAGGGAAGAGGCCAAGAAGUUGAAGGAGGAAAUGGAGAGGAAGAAGAAGGAGAGCCAAAAUAUUUUGGAGAUGAUGGAUGCCGUUGGUUGCGUGUUGAUUUUCCCGCACGCCAAGGGAAAAUAUCAGGAGGUUCUGGGAGAUUUGAUAAACGAAGCUGGACUUAUGAUAAAGGAAAGGGAAAAGGUUACCAUAACCGAUCAAAUCCUCCAAGAACUGUAUUACUUUUGCGACGGCGUUCCAUUCCCUGAAAUAACAGUAGAGGAAAUGAAAGAGGAGGAAUGCAUAGUCCUACUUUUAAAACCGCAAGCUUCCAAAGAACUUGACAUCCCUAAAAUCGAUAAACCCCUUUUACAAAUUGUUUAUGGCCCUAUGGAGAAAGCUCCAGGGAGUCCUGGUUCACCAGCACAAAAACUGUACAAACUUGAGAACCCUCUGCCGUCAGCUGAAGUGGAAAUAACGGCACCCAGUGUGAUGGAGGUGGUAGCGGAUGUACCCCCGCCGCCACCGCCCGCCAAAAAAGAAGAAGACGAGGAUGAAGAAGAGGAGGGAUCGGAAGAACGGGAAGAAGGGUCGGAGGAGGAUGAGGGCAUAGGGCAAGAGAAAGAAGAGGAACCUGAAGAGGAACCGGAAAAAGAAGAGGAAGUUCCGGAGGAAGCGCCCCCACCACCGCCACCCCCGGAAGCCUUGGAGAUAGGCGAAAACGAUUUGAUGGGGGUUUGGGUGCCUCCCACCGAUAAAGUUCGCUCUACGUGCCUUAAGAUUUUCUUCUCGAAAUAUUGCCAAGAUUGUUUGAUUGCCCCGCCCCAACCAGAUCCCGAUCACGUCGCCGUUGUGUUCGAUCUGAUGACCAAAAAGGAGGAAGUUUUCAACGUUAUGCAGCAGUACCCCAAGGAAAUUAUGCGGUACGGUUUGUUCGACGAAGAGAACUUGGAGGAAACGAAGCUGAUAGCGAAGAGCUUCAAGAAACUGGAACUGCCAGGCGUCCAGAGAACAUUCAGCGAGAAGAUCGUCCUGCAGGUCUCCAAGAAGGUGAGCGCGUGCGUGUUCGAGUUCGCGCAGCUAGGCCCGCUUUACAUGUCGCCGAACGCGGACGAAGGCAAACGCGAGUGCCGAAAGGUGUUCGGAGAAGAUUACGACGAACCGGACAUCGAAGACAAACCCGAAGAACCGGAGGAAGUCGGCAAGAAGAAGAAGAAAAAGAAGAAGAAGGAAGUCGCGGAAGCCGAGGAAGAAGAAGAAGAAGACGACGGCGAAGCCAGCGUUUACGAUGAACCGGAUGACGCAGACGAAGGGGAAGACGAAGACGAAGAAGAUGAAGGUGGAUACGAAGAUGCUGAAGGAAGCGAGGAUGAAGAUGAAGACGAGGAGGAGGGUCAAGAUGCAAUCAGCUUCUUCGAAAUUGAUUACGGAGUUGUUGAUACAGCAAAUGCUGCUAUUGACGCUGCUGACGAACCAACUGCAGCUGAAACUGAAGAAGCACCUCCACCACCAGAAGUAGCACCGCCACCACCAGAAGUAGCACCACCACCUCCAGAAGCAGCACCACCCCCAGAAGCAGCACCACCCCCAGAGGCAGCACCACCUCCAGAAGCAGCACCACCUCCAGAAGAAGCGCCACCAGCUCCAGAGGUAGCUCCACCACCUCCAGAAGAAGCUCCACCACCUCCAGAAGAAGCUCCACCGCCUCCAGAAGAAGCUCCACCACCUCCAGAGGCAGCUCCUCCACCUCCAGAAGAAGCUCCAGCACCAGAAGCACCUCCACCUCCAGAAGCACAAGAAGAAGAGGAUGCAUAG